This is a messenger RNA of Linum tenue, 975 nucleotides long. The record is from the annotation of a GenBank genome assembly. NCBI's taxonomy places the organism in Eukaryota, Viridiplantae, Streptophyta, Magnoliopsida, Malpighiales, Linaceae.
AUGCUGUUGCUCUUCUUGACCAUGCUGCUCGUGCCGGCCGUGUACUCUGAUCCGUCUCUCAAAGUGGGCUUCUACAAGCGAUCCUGUCCCGCGGCGGAAUCCAUUGUGAGGAAAACUGUCAGAAGGGCAGUGUCCCGCAAUCCUGGUAUUGGCGGUGGGAUUAUCAGGAUGCAUUUCCAUGACUGCUUUGUCCGGGGUUGUGAUGGUUCCGUGCUGCUGAAAUCGGGGCCAGGUAGUCAGCAAUCGGAGAGGGACCACCCGGCCAACAAUCCGGGGCUGAGGGGAUUCGAAGUAAUCGAGGAAGCCAAGAACAGAAUCGAGUCCGUCUGCCCCAACACCGUCUCCUGCGCCGACAUCCUCGCUUUUGCCGCCAGGGACAGCUCCAGCAAGCUCGGCCGCAUCAACUACGCGGUCCCUGCGGGUCGCCGCGACGGCCGCGUCACCGUCUUCGACGAGGUCACCGAGAACCUCCCUCCCCCGACCUCCACCGCCGACCAACUCGUCGCGAAUUUCGCCAGGAAAGGACUGUCGGCCGACGAGAUGGUCACGCUCUCCGGCGCGCAUUCCAUCGGCGCGUCGCACUGCUCGUCGUUCUCGGCGCGCCUCUACUCCUUCAACGGAACGCAUGAUCAGGACCCGUCCCUCGACCGGAAAUUCGCGGCGGCUCUGAAGGCCACGUGUCCCCGGCCGCCGCGAAACGGCGGCGGCCGUGAUCCGUUGGUGCCGCUCGACUCGGCCACGCCCAACCGGCUGGACAAUAAGUACUACGUAGAGCUGACAGCGGGGCGGGGGUUGCUGACGUCGGACCAGACGUUGGUGGAGAAUUCGCUGACGAGGAAGUACGUGGCGGUCAAUGCUAGGUACGGCGCCACGUGGACUGCCAAGUAUGUUAAGGCGAUGGUGAAGAUGGGUUCGAUUGAUGUGUUGACCGGAAGUCAAGGUGAGAUUCGGAGCAGCUGUAGCUUUGUCAACUGA